Callorhinus ursinus (northern fur seal) is the source of this 605-nucleotide messenger RNA. It is a transcript of the gene NPY, whose product is annotated as neuropeptide Y. Gene Ontology annotation, molecular function: neuropeptide Y receptor binding; neuropeptide hormone activity. Gene Ontology annotation, cellular component: extracellular region. Gene Ontology annotation, biological process: neuropeptide signaling pathway; feeding behavior. The record is from RefSeq and is a predicted model, not a curated record. NCBI's taxonomy places the organism in Eukaryota, Metazoa, Chordata, Mammalia, Carnivora, Otariidae.
CACCCCUCGGAGAGGCGCACCUGACUGCAGAGCGCUCGCCGCCCCGCCACGCCCGCCCGCUCGCCCGCCACCCAAGACAGACCACAAGCUUUAGAGAAGAAACUUUUCCCCUCCGACGGCGAUUUGGGGAAAAGGAUGCUGGGUAGCAAGCGACUGGGGCUCUCCGGACUGACCCUCGCCCUGUCCCUGCUUGUGUGCCUGGGCGCGCUGGCUGAGGCGUACCCCUCCAAGCCAGACAACCCCGGAGAGGACGCGCCGGCGGAGGACAUGGCCAGAUACUAUUCAGCGCUGCGGCACUACAUCAACCUCAUCACCAGGCAGAGGUAUGGAAAACGAUCUAGCCCCGAGACACUGAUUUCAGACCUCUUGAUGAGAGAAAGCACAGAAAAUGUUCCCAGAACUAGGCUGGAAGACCCUUCUAUGUGGUGAUGGGAAAUGAAACUCGCUUUCCAGUCUUUACCUAUUUUCAACCCGAAUUUCAUCCUGUAAAACUAGAGUCUGCCGAUCCUCUCAAUGCAUGCAGCCACUGUGUUCAACUCUGCAGAGUUUCCCUUUGUCAUCCUUGUAUAUAUGUGUGUUUAAAUAAAGUACCAAGCAUUCAAAAA